Molecule: messenger RNA, 2354 nt
Organism: Lucilia sericata (common green bottle fly)
Lineage: Eukaryota; Metazoa; Arthropoda; Insecta; Diptera; Calliphoridae
Product: zinc finger C4H2 domain-containing protein
Exons: 1
Coding region: 274-1212 (312 amino acids)
Biological process (GO): positive regulation of neuron differentiation
Cellular component (GO): nucleus
Source: RefSeq, a predicted model, not a curated record
ACCACAUCGAAAGUAUAUACAAAUGUACACAAUAAAAGUCAAGUGAAAAGAAAUUGUAAAAAAAUACAAAAAUCCAGACAAAUUUGUAAAAAACAAUAUUUUAUUGGAAAAAUAUUUAAAAAAUUGCAUACUUAAAUGCAAAUUGGUUUAUAGUGAUAAGAUCUAACUUAAUUUUUUAAUAAUAAUCGAAAUAAAAGUUUAUAUAGUGAAUAAAAGACCAAAGCGAAGUUGAGACAAAAGAAAAUUGUACAAACAAUAGAAAAAUCGGUAAAAAUGGCCACCACCGCUGAUUUACCAAGCUCCAAUGAGCGACACUAUUAUGCCAAAUUGGAGGCCAUAAAAGAUAUACGCGAUAAAACUGUUGCAUUGGAAAAAUUAAAAGUACGCAUUAUUAAGGAGGUUAAAUUGAGUGAUGAUGAGGAUAAAUGUCUGGAUGAGUACCGCAAGGAAUUGGAACAUUUGUUGGAGGAGAAGAUGUCGCACGUCGAAGAGUUGCGUCAAAUUCAUGCCGACAUCAAUGAUAUGGAAAAUGUUAUAAAACAAACGAAAGAGAAUCAAACGCGUUCGGUAGAUAUGGCUAAUCGACACUAUGAGGAAUAUUUGGCUUUAAAGUAUCAAAUAGAUCAUAUGCGUCGUGACUACUUGGGCUUGAGUCCGCUGAGAGAUUUACAUGAAGAGGAGGGUAGUCCUAUAUCAAAAGAUCGUUUUCCCACAAACUUUUUAAAAGUUGCCGCACAAAGUGCGGCCGCUGCAGCUGCUGCUUCUACACAAGCCUCAUCCUUGGCUAGACCCCAUCCGCGUCAUCCAUUGAUGCCAGAAGCGACUGUUACUGCCUUGCCGCCUUCUGCUCCCAAUAGUGUUGGUUCCAAUCCAGGAGCACCACCCACUGGUGGUCAUGCUUUUAUGCCGCCAGCUCCUCCAGGCUCUGGUUCAAAUGCUUCGGCCGCUGUACGUUUGGGUAAAGGUGAUUUUUCUGCACCGCCUCCACCACCACCGCCCUCAAGUCGCCUGCAACAAGCUCCUUCUAUAGGUUUAGGACAUCAUCCUACUUUCCGUUCUGAUUUCAAUGUUAACUUAAGACAACAACCACCUCCAAUGAAAUCGUGUCUUUCAUGUCAUCAACAAAUACAUCGUAAUGCACCCAUUUGUCCAUUGUGUAAAGCCAAGUCUCGUUCGCGUAAUCCCAAGAAACCAAAAAAGAAAAAUAAUUAAUUGAUAUUUUCAACGACACAGUAACGAAAGAGUUGAGUGCUUAAUAAUAGCAGUAUUGUUAUGUAAGUGAAUAUAUAAAUAUCGAAGAUAUCGAUUAUUAUGUGGGACAUAAUACACUUCUAAUUAUAGUUUUUAAAUCCUGUUUAAUUUAUGUUAUAAGCACGAGAAAUUCAUUUCGUUAAAACGGGAUCGUAAAUACGAAUGUCACUUUUUAUAUUUUUCCAAAACAGAUUAUUUAAGAUUUAAGUAAACCCACUAUUUAAUAUUAAAAUAGAUUUGAGUACAAAACUUUAUUUACGAAUUCAUAUACUAUUUUAUAAAGAAUACAUAAAUAUAUGUACGUAUUUACAACCGAUCAUUUAAAAAAGGCAACUAAGUUAUUGUUGGUAUUGGUUUUGUAUUAAAUUCAUCAAUGAAAAAACAGUUUUUUUAUAAAAAUAAAUAAAUAUUCGGUAUUAGGCAGGCCUGAUCCCACAAAGUACUUACUCUCUUUACAUAUGGAUUAUAGAAUUUUUGAAAACUUAAAAAAUAUUUCAACUUUUAACCAGCAUUUUUGUAUUUGAAAAUUAAGAUACAUUUAUAUAAAGCUUAUAAAAAUUUCCAAAAACAGCUAUUAUUAAAAACUCAACGUUGAACAAUUGCUUUUAAUUAUUAAUAUUUUUGCCAAUUUUUACAGCUACGGAUCUUUAAUAUACAUACUAAGUUAAUUUUAAUUCUAGGUUUGCAGUAUUAUUAACAUCUACAUUUUUGUAUUUAACUAAUUAAUACUUUGAAAUUAAAGUACUAACCAUAAAAUAUGUAAUACAUCGUUUAUUUGCGCUGUCAAUCGUACUUAAUUACAAUACAUACACAUGUAUAAUUUUUUAUAUUCUUGCCAAUAAUAAAAAUAAUUAAUAAUUUAAUUAUACUGCUAUAUUAUUAAACAUAUAUAUUUUGUUUAUUAUAAACAUUUUUUAUUAAUUUUAUUUUUUAGUUCCUUUUUUAAAGAAUUUCUAUUUUAUAUUUAUAAGUUUUUUUACCACUAAAUUUUAAUUAUGUUUAUAACAAAACUCUUAUUUUAUCUAAUGCUUAUAAUGUGUCAAAUAAUUUAAAUACUUUUUGUACUACAUAUUUACAAGAUUAAAUAAUAAAUUUAAAAAUAA